AUGGCGCCCACUCUCAACCCUUCUACAGCGACAUCGCUGCACGGGUACAUCGACGCCGCAAUCACAGACUCAAACCCCGUUCUGCCAGGAGCCAUCGUCCAAAUCCUCGACGCCCAGGGAACCUCUCUCUUCGAACACACCUCCCACUCCCACACCCUCAAAACCCUCUUCUCAAUCCACUCCUGCAGCAAGCUCAUCGGCGCAAUCGCCUUCAUGCAGCUCGUAGACCGCGGCCUCACUACUCUAGAUGACGCGAAAGUUAUCGAAAAAUGGCUCCCUGAACUCGCCUCCAAGAAAGUUCUCGUCGGCUCGAAAGACACAAAAGACGGAAAGCAAGAGUAUAUCUUCGAAGACCGCAAACACGACAUUACACCGCGGAUGCUACUCAACCACACCAACGGCACAGGAAACACCUUCUUCAACACCGAGCUCAAAGACUUCCUAGGCGAAGGCGUGGCAGUCGAGCACGAGGGAAGCGAGUACUGGGCUACCCUUCUGAAGAGCCCGCUCCUCUGGCAGCCCGGCACGAAGACGAAUUACGGACAGGGCUUCGAUUGGCUUUCUGUCCUUAUUGAACGGCUGACGCACAAGUCUUUGGAAGACGUGCUGCGCGAGAACAUUUUCAACACGCUGGGCAUCGGGCACUCGGGGUUCAGGGGAGAAUGGGGCGGCAGCGUGGUGGCCAGCGACCCGGGCGUGGAUUUCUGGCCUGCGAGUCUGAGGUUGGAAACGGGGGACUUUAUGAGUAUACCGGGGUUCGCGGAGAAGAAGGUAGAGAGGGAAGAUGCGUGGCCUGAGGGGAAGAGGCAUGUGCAGAGUGUGGGGACGGGGUUAGUGAGCAGCGUGGCGGAUCUGACGAGGAUUUAUAGUGUUUUGCUGCCGCAGAAUGAAGGGGUGGAGCCUGUAACCGGUACGCGACUCCUGUCUGCCGCAAGUGCGGCAGAGUUCGCGAAGGUGUUACAUCCUGAGGAGAUCCGGAAUGAUUCCCGCAAUCUCUUAACCGCCAACCAGUUCUUCCUUCCUUACGAGAAUCAGGCCAAGCACGUAGAUCCGGUGGGGUGUUUUGGCCUGGGAAGUGCGAUACAAGGAGAGGAUAGAGUACUGCAAGACGGAAGAAAAGGAAGAAGUAAGGGAACGGUGUAUUGGUAUGGAGCAGCCAAUAUUGUUCACUGGAUUGACGGUGAGAAGGGUAUUGUUGUGGUUGCGGCAGGUAACUUCUUCCCAUUUAUGGAUGGAAAGUGGGUCGAAUUUGUUGCGGGACUAGAAGGCUUGAUAUAUGAGGGCCUGAAGGGAUGA
Messenger RNA from Didymosphaeria variabile, 1296 nucleotides. RefSeq lists its product as uncharacterized. NCBI's taxonomy places the organism in Eukaryota, Fungi, Ascomycota, Dothideomycetes, Pleosporales, Didymosphaeriaceae. The record is from RefSeq and is a predicted model, not a curated record. The transcript has 2 exons. Bases 1 to 1296 code for a protein of 431 amino acids.